AUGAAGUUGUUUGCCUUAGUGUCAUUCCUACUGAUAAGGAAUUCAUUACAAUCUGAAUGCAUUGUAUCAGAAUGGGGAACCUGGUCCAAAUGUCACGGAGGAUGUAAGCGUGGGUUGAUUGUGAGGAAUCGUGAUGUUCUGCAACCGCCACUCCAAGAAUUGACAGAAGAAGGAAGAAUGAUGCAAAGGUUGUGCCCGCACUUGUAUGAAACCAAAUAUUGUGAUAAGACGGAAUGUGGAGAGGAGGAGAAGAAGGUCAAUUACGAACAACUUUCCUCACCACCUCCGCUUCCUGUCGAGACUACAACCGGACAAAUUGGAAGAGAUGCGAUUGCACGGACAACUGAGUCCGCUAGAAAUUUGGUGGAGCGUCAGAUGAAAAAAAUUGGUUUUGCAAGGGAUACCGAUGAUCGAACGCAAGCAGCAAUCAAACAAAAAUUCAUCAGUGAAACUGAGCAACUAUUCAAACUUGAUGAUGCCAUCAAUCGUAAAUAUGGUCCGCAGCCUUCAGACAAUCUCGUGAACACCCACAGCCCGAUUAUUGAUAUUUCGACACAACAAAUGACAAACAAGCAGUGGCGAGAUGACAUGGCUAACAAAUGGACUUCUGUUUCCUCUACACCACUACCCUCUUAUCGAGAACAUCUUCAAUCUUUCGGACGUGCUGGGGGAAUUCCAACAUUCACCACAACGACUUCUGAGUAUAUCCCUUACCGGAAUUCCAGAAGAGGCCGCACGUCUUCUGAUCAUUCAGUCAGCACUCUUCUUCGGAAGAUUGAACAAGCUCUCGACACUAACCAGCCACUAGAUGAGAAGUAUGUGAAGAGUGCUUUGAGAAGAAACCGAAAACUUUCCAAGAUUUUGGUAGAUGCAUACAGGCAGAGACAAAGUCUCAUGAAUUCUGGAGUGCUCAGUUCGUCAAGCGCCACCCUACCUACCGUAAUCUCUCCGUACCCACCAAGAGUACCGACCACCGAGGAGGUUCCAGCGUUUGUGACAGCAAAGCACACCACAACUAGGAGAUAUCCAACGACAACUACCGCCACAUCUCCACCUCCAACCACUUCAAGACCUUCUACCACAACUACCUCAACUACAGUAAAAGCAGAAGCUGAAGACUUCCCAGAGUCUGCUGAUAGCUUCGCCACUACUCCAGAUUUCUUUGAAGCUCAUCCAACCACCACUAGCCCACUGUUAUACUGGCCAAAAACUGGAGGUUAUGUACCAAAUACUAGGAAGCACGCCUCAGAAAUCACUGCUCAACUUUAUAUGACCAAUGAAAUUGUGCAGACUUUGAAUGAUGACCCGAUUCCGUUAGAUGUGAAUCCGGAAUGCGAGCACAACAAAAGAUGCUGCAAAAUUAUCAAAAACACUUGCUCCCAUGGAAUCGACCCCAAAUUUGUGAAAAGAUGGUAUCGCCCGAAAGGAUCAUCUGUCUGUGUCCCAUACCACUACCCUCGGUGUUCCUCUAUGGAAGAAAUGGAGGAGCUCCCGAUUCUAUUUGAACAAAACUGCCAAGACCUAUGUUUUUCACAACAGGAAAAACGAAUCACCCCAUUGUUCACGUUAGAAUCGGAAGACGAAUAA
This is a messenger RNA of Caenorhabditis remanei, 1587 nucleotides long. RefSeq lists its product as uncharacterized. The record is from RefSeq and is a predicted model, not a curated record. Lineage: Eukaryota; Metazoa; Nematoda; Chromadorea; Rhabditida; Rhabditidae. The coding region runs from base 1 to 1587 and encodes 528 amino acids. The transcript has 7 exons.